AAUAAGCUACAUGCGCUUCAUUCGCAUUUGAGUACAGAGCCACUGACGUUUGCUCCUCGCCGAAAUGCUGCCAAGACAGAGAGUCCCUGCGGCUAGGGCAGCUGAAAAUGCUAGCCAAAGCCCCUUGCUGCUACCUUAUCCGUCGUUGCUCGACUCUGCCGACAGUGGACCGAACUUUACGAGAAGUCAGCUCGAGGACACGCUAGCCUUCCUGACGGAACACGUGGAUGCAGCAAAACUAAGUAGCGUGGACCAGGAGCCGCUGGUUGUGGAUCUGGUGGCACUGUUCGGUCUGGCAUUGCGGAGCUCGGUGCCAGCCCCCGGCCCCCCACCUCCCGGCCCAUCCACCUGCUCUGGGUCCUCCUCCGUGGGCGCCAGUGGCAGCAGCACCUCCAUGCCUUAUGUCACUGACGAGGCACGGCAGCUGUACAGGCGCAUUCGCGUCAGGCUCAGCGAACUGCUUGUGCAGGACAUCCUCAUCAUCGACGACCGAAACAGCCGCCUCCGCGCGCUACUGCUCGACCUGCUGCUGCGGACGCACGUGCUGCAGUGCUACAGCUCUCCGCUGAGCAUAUACGCGCAGCUGCUUCGCGCGCGGCCGUCACGGCGCAACCUGGAGGGAGCGCAGGAGGUCUUGUGAGAGGUGCAGCACGUGGGUGCAGCAGUUGACGCUUGUAGUUGUCUUUGGCAGCACGAGUUGCUUGGCACCCGGACAUGAGUGGCCUUAAAAGCGAGGAGUUCAGCAGCAAGGACGUGACGGAGAAGCCGCAUCCCAACAUAUACAUUCAGUUGGAAGAUUGUUAUGACAGCCACCUGGACAGGGAGCUAGCUGGCAGCCGGCUGCUGGAGGCGUGGGCCGCAUGCAUGCUCGCGUACGCAGCCAGGGCAACGGCGGGUGGCCCAGCGGACGGUGGUACCGGCACGAUCUUCACCAUAUCGCCCUGUCUCUUUAACCGGGGGGUUUGGGAUCAGUACUGGUCGACAGGUGACCUGGCUGCGGCGCCGGCGCUGCAGGCGCUGUUGUCGCUUGCGACUGUACGUAACCUGGCCUCCCUCGACCGCGGCAGCAGCUACGGCCAGGCAGCGGCGGCGGCAGCAACUGGGUCGGAGGACGGCGAAUGCGGGCCUCCCUGGACGCUGAUCCACCCAGCUGCAGGGCAGACUGCCAGUGUUUCUGCGCUGCUUGCGGGCGGCGGGGAGCUUGCGCUUCAAGUCUGGCAACGCAUCUUGGACCGGCGCCUAGCGGCAGCCGCAACGGCCAGCAGCAGCGUGGUCGGCCCGGCAGUCGCUGCCGGCGUCGCAGAGGACUGGGCGCGUGGCCCUGGCAGCCUGCCGCGGCCGGGGCUUGAGCAGCUGCGGGCUCAGGAGGCGGAGGUGAAGCGCCUGCAGGCGGCGAGGCGGGAAGUGUACCGGUCCUUGCAGGCGGCAGAUGAAGCCCAGCAGCAACAAAAGCAGCAACAAAAGCAGGCGAAGGGCCGCGGCGGCGCAGCGGGCAAGUCACGGCAGGGGCAGGCUCAAGGGCAGGAGCGGGGUCAGCCUGGGGGCGGUGCAGGCGCCAGCAGCAGCCAAGCCACGGCCCUGACUCCUGAGCGCAGGGCGGAGCUGGAGUCGCGGGCGGCGGCCCUGACAGCGCAGCUGCGGCAGGCCCGCCACCUGCCGGCGGUGGUGCCCACGUCGGAACGUGACACGGUCAAGCCAAUUCAGAAGGGCUACAUAUCUGUACCGCUCGAGAGAGCGCAGCACACGCUUUAUACCGGCGACCCAGCUCUCCGGCUCGGCCCGCCGGGCUAUCGCAUCCACUUCACGACCACUUCUGUGGUGAUGGAGGCUUUCGUCGAGGAGGCGCCGGGCAUGGGCUAUCACUGCUUUGUGCGCCCUUACGUGGCCGCGCGUGCUGUGGCGGCAGAGCUGCGCUUGCGCGGAGUCGUGCUGCCAGCGGGCCUGGAGAAACUGCUAGAGGAGGCGCCGGAGGCAAUCAAUGACGAUGACGUCAGCUGGAUGAACAAGAUCCUGCGGCGGGCUGGCAAGGAGUUGAUGCUGCCGCAGCCGCUGCCAGCUCAGCUGGCGCUGCCGCCGUGGAACGACGCGGCGACGUCCGAUGUCUGCAUUCGCCUGGCGAACGCGGCUCGGGCGGAGUGGGUGAAGUGGGCUGCUCAGCAGUCACCUUCCCUAAUCACGCGGGACGAGUGUCCUAUUGACGCGACCAUGAAUGCAAGGGCAGCCUGCAGUGCCGUUGACUGCGCACUGACAGCAGCGCGGCUGCUGGCUCGGUCAGCGCCGCCCUCGGUACAGGCCCGUCGCGCGGCCGUCCGCCGGCUGCGGCAGCUGUGGCGGUGCUACUGUGCGGCUCUGGAGGCGGCUCUGGGGCUGGUGCAGCGCGGGCGCGGUGCGGAGGAGGCAACCGCCGCGGCGCAGGGGAAGCGCCUGCUACCCGACAAGCACUUCGGCACUGUGUGGGGCAUCCUCUCCGUGACAGCCCUGACGUCUUCAGGCUGCUACCAGAGGAGGGCAGGGGGCUGGCAGGCCAAGUGACGUCAGCAGCAGGUGGAGGUGACACCAAGAGUGGCGCAGGUAGGGAGUGGCGUGCGACUGUGUUUAGGCACGCCGCCCAAGUAAGGGCACAGCCGCUUACUCCCCGUACCCAUUUGCCCUCCCCGGGUAGUGAAUAUCGACUCCGAAGCCUGCCCUCAGCAGCCCUCCGUCUCAAAAGGGCUCACAUACUGCACCGGAGGGACGAGGCUGGCAUAGACAUACUGUGGGCGUGCGAAGAGCUGCAUUCUACUGCCGUGCUGGUGGCGGCAGUGCUGCCACAGGAGUGCGCGAUGGCGGCACAGCAAGGCGCCAACGGGUCUGCGGGGCCUGACGGUGCAGAGCAGCCGGGCCGGUACCGGGUGCCUUUGGCUGUGGAGAGCAUAGCUGGGCUGUUUGGUCCGGACGGGCCCUGUCCCAACCCGCAGUGGCAGGCGGAUGUGCGGGAGGCCUUUGCCAGCGCGGGCGCCGUAGCCGCAAACGCCCCACAGCAGGAGCUGUCGCCGGAGCAGCUGCAGGCGUGCGCGUCCAGGGCCCAUGCGGCGCUACAGCAGCAGCGGGACCCCCAGCAGACGCAGGCGGCUGCGGCGCUGCUGGUGCCGCCGGCCGCGUGCGGUCUGCACUGCGGCGGCGCUACGCCGGCCGCCGGCUGUGGCUGUGCGACAACCCGGGGUGUAUGCCUGCUGCGGAGCUGGAUGCGAGUGGCUGGCCGCUACCGCCUCAGUCCUGUGCGGGCGCCGGGGCCUGGGUGUGGUGCGGCGGCUGCGAGUCGAGCUUGUACUGCAGCGAUGGGUGCCGGCUGGCGCACUGGCAGGCCGGGCACGGGGCUGUGCGCCGCCUCUGUCGCAGGGCUGUGGUGCAGGGCGUAGGCGAAUGUCUGUCGCUCAUGCCACAAACCAUGGAGAAGGGGCAAACACAGAGGCAUGGGUCAAAAUUCAGCCAAGGAUGUAGCCGAUAUUGUGAAGCUGCUUGGCUUAACUGCUAAUGGAGUUGCGUAGCUAUGGAUGGUGGCCGCUCCGUGCGGGUGGGGCGCGGCGCCUGGACGAUUGGGGGGAGGGGGGGCCGAGGGCCCCGCACAAGGCGGAAAGGCUGCAGUGCAUGUAAGUCGGGACAAGGCUAUGGGCUCUCCUUAUGGCUGAACAGCUGGCGGACAUGGGUAUGAUCAGCGUGCGGGAAAGGAGAUGUUAUGGGGUUCUCGGCGAGUGACCCGGCUUGGUGGCAGUGCCUGGAUUAGCGAUGACGAGUGAUUGUGAGUGAGUAUGCUGCAGCGUGUGUGUGUGCAGAGUCUGGAGGACGGGGCGCUUGUCCUGUCCUUUCCAGCCGUCCGGCCUAGGUCCGUGAUGUGAGGAGGUAGAUAGGUUGAUCCCGUCUUAGCGCUAACCCUCUUACACCGUCCUGAGUGGUCGUCUGUCCAGCUGUCCUAGGCGCAAGCUCAACACAUUGCUUCGGCAUGUGGGGACGCCGCGUUGGUGAGAGCCACGGAUGGCCCUAAUACGCCAUGGGGGCAUGUCGCUCCCGCGGAGGGCACUGUAAACUGUCGGCCUG
Molecule: messenger RNA, 4074 nt
Organism: Chlamydomonas reinhardtii
Lineage: Eukaryota; Viridiplantae; Chlorophyta; Chlorophyceae; Chlamydomonadales; Chlamydomonadaceae
Exons: 3
Coding region: 715-2532 (605 amino acids)
Source: RefSeq, a predicted model, not a curated record